Messenger RNA from Pseudoliparis swirei, 1936 nucleotides. RefSeq names its product ankyrin repeat and SOCS box containing 3 (gene asb3). Gene Ontology annotation, molecular function: protein binding. The coding region runs from base 109 to 1782 and encodes 557 amino acids. Lineage: Eukaryota; Metazoa; Chordata; Actinopteri; Perciformes; Liparidae. Gene Ontology annotation, biological process: intracellular signal transduction. The transcript has 10 exons. The record is from RefSeq and is a predicted model, not a curated record.
AUUUUGGUAAACACCUUAUUUCUUUCUGGUACAUAAACGUACUUAGAGACACGUUAGAGACACUGACGUCAUCUGAAGAGCGGAAUUAGCCGCCCCUCUGUGGGUCGGAUGGACUUCUCCGAGUGCUACGGCGACACCGUCUCCAGCGUGGCCGCUGCAGCGCGCCGCGGCUGCCGGAAGCGGCUGAGGAGGCUGAUCGAGAGAGGCCUCGGCGUGGAGGGGCGGGACAACCGCGGCUGGACCGCUCUGCACGAGGCGGCGGCCGCCGGCAGCGAGGGCUGCGUGCAGGAGAUCGUGUCUGCUGCGGGCGCAGGCUCCUCCCCCAGCCGCGGCGCCUUCGUGAACUCCUUGACCCACGAGGGGGAGUCGGCAUGUUACCUGGCCGCCCAGCGGGGUCACCUGGCGGCGGUCCGCCUCCUCCUGCGAGCGCACGCCGACAUCGACCAGCUGACCAACGACUCGUCCUGUCCUCUGUACGCAGCGGUGGGCGGCGGGCACCGGGAGGUCGUGGAGCUGCUGGUGGGCGAAGGUGCCGAGGUGGACCGGACACACACCGCCUCCUGCUGGACCUGCCUUCACCAGGCGGUGCACAAGGGUCACAAGGAAAUCGUCCGCAUUCUGGUGGGCGUGUGCAACCUGGAGGCUGUGGACGACCACGAGAUCUCCCCUCUGUUCGUGGCGGCGCAGUACGGACGACGGGAGUGCCUGGAGAUCCUCGUUAACGCCGGCGCCGACGUGAGCACCCGGGCGGCCGACCUGGCCACGCCGCUGCUCAUCGCCUCUCAGGAGGGCCACGGGGCCUGUGUGGACUUCCUGUUGGAGCGCGGGGCGGAUCCCGACGCGGCCUGCAGCCUCGAGUGGCCUCAGCUUCCCAUUCACGCCGCCGCCGAGUUCGGCCACAUCGGUGUCCUCAGGAGGCUGAUCGCCGUCACGGAUCGCGUGUGCGACCGCGGCACCGGCGCCGUGAGUCCGCUGUACGCCGCCGUCCACCGCCGCCAGAGCCGCAGCGUGGAGCUGCUCCUGAGGGAAGGUUACAGCGCGGACGCCCAGGACUGCUCGCUGCUCCUGGGCGUCCGGUCGCCGCUCUCCUUGGCCUUGUCCACCGACGCGUGCAGGGAAGCGGUGGGGCUGCUGGUGGCUGCCGGCGCCCGCCUGAGCGAGGAGGACUGGAUGAACGCCGUGGCCACGGACACAACGGACCUGCUGCAGCUGAUCCUGGAGCGCAGACGGAUCCCCCGGCGGGAGGCUGCGACGGGUCCCGUACCGAGCCGCCACGGGGAAACCUUCUUGAAGCCGCGGGAGCUCAGGGGGCUGCUCUGCGUGGCACUGAGCCAAGUGCACUCCGCGGCCCGCUGGCUUCCUGUGCUUCUGAAGGCCGGACUGGACCCUCCUCUGCUGCUUCAGCCCCACAUGAUGCAGCAGGCGGACGGCGAGGUGUUGAAUUACCUGCUGGAGUUUGUCAACUGGUCCAAUCUGUCUCCCCCUUUGAGGCGGAUUCUGGAUCGAAGACGGGCGGAGAAGACGUGGGAACCCGGUCCACAUCUCGACUCCAUCCCCCCUCUCUCCCACCUCUGCCGGCUGCAGGUGAGGUCGGUGCUGGGCCCAGAUCUGCUGAUGAGGACCGACGUGGUGCAGCGGCUCCCCGUUCCCACGCCACUUCACGUCUUCCUCCAGUUCGGAGACAUCCCAGAAGCUUCCUGCACACACUCACCGCCGUCGUCACCGCUUCCAGAUCGAAUGCAGCGAUACCACCGCACACACCUACACAGACACGUCCUAUAACCCCUCUGCUCCUUUAAUCAUCUUAUUUCACACCGUAUAUUUACUGUAUCAGCUCGCUACCGCUUCUCAUGACAGCUCAAUGUGUGGACUGUAUUUAUACCUGUGUUUUUUUAUGGCUGCACUGGAACUAAUAAAAGUACUAUUGUUAUUAUUC